This is a messenger RNA of Mauremys mutica (yellowpond turtle), 1039 nucleotides long. RefSeq names its product canopy FGF signaling regulator 4 (gene CNPY4). Gene Ontology annotation, molecular function: signaling receptor binding. Gene Ontology annotation, cellular component: endomembrane system. Lineage: Eukaryota; Metazoa; Chordata; Testudines; Geoemydidae. Bases 68 to 763 code for a protein of 231 amino acids. The transcript is spliced from 6 exons. The record is from RefSeq and is a predicted model, not a curated record.
UGCUCGGUGCCAGCUCCUCCUUAAAGGGCCAGCGCCGCUAUUUCCCUGCCGGGGCGGGAGCGCAGCCAUGUGGCUCCCCCUGCUGGGGCUGCUGCUGCUCGGGGCGCCGGGGCAGGGGGCGGGGCAGGAGGAGGAGGAUGAGAGGCGGCCCACCCCCUGCGAAGUGUGCAAGUACCUGAGCCUGGAGCUGCAGGAGACCCUGGCGCAGAGCGGCCGCUCCAAGGAGGUCCUGGAGCUGGGGCAGGUGCUGGACUCGGGCAAGCGGAAGAGACGCAUCCAAUACAACACCUCGGAAACCCGACUGGCCGAGGCGCUAGAAACCGUGUGUGAGCGAUUCCUGCAUUACAGUGUCCAUGCCGAGCGCCCGGGCAGCCUGCGGUAUGCCAAGGGUCAGAGCCAGACCAUGAACACCCUGAAGAACCUGGUGAACAAGGGGGUGAAGGUGGAUCUGGGCAUCCCCCUGGAGCUCUGGGACGAGCCGUCGGUGGAGGUGACGCAGCUGAAGCAGCAGUGCGAGACGAUGCUGGAGCAGUUCGAGGCCGUGCUGGAGGAUUGGUACUUCCACCACCAGGAGACGGCGCUGGGAGCCUUCCUGUGCGAAGGGCACGUGCUGGCGCCGGGGGAGAGAGGGUGUCUGAGCGAGGUCUGGACAGGGAGGAAGGGUGACGAGGGAGCCCAGGAAGAGGAGGAGACGGAGGAAGAGACGAUGGAACAACCCAGCCCACCCACCAGGCAUGCAGCUCAUGACCCCAGGGAACUCUGAGCGGUGGGGCGGGUUGGUACAUUCACAGGGAAGGACUUUGACACCCCUGGAUGCCUUCUCCACCCUCCCCCACAGGGGCUGGGGGGCCCUGCUGGGGACUGGGGGGCCCUGCUGGGGACUGGGGGGGAGGAAGGGAUCUGCCUUUUCGGUGCCUUACGCACAGCGGCCUGGGGUGGGGGUGGAAUUCCCCUUCCCCCCGCCCCGUUGUCGUUCUGUCCGUCUGUUCUGUCUCUGUCUGUCCAUCUCUGGUUUUUAUACAGAAAUGCCGGGUUCUGG